ACUGGAAUUUUGUAACCGUAAACCAGUUCUUCAGGCCACAUGCAAAUCGCCAAAAAAUCGUAUUUCGAUAAGUUAUCAUUUAAUUUUAGGAUUUUUAUGUCAAAAUGAAAGUAAUAUGCAAUGGGGAAAUCAAAACAAAAGAAGUUUAAAGCAAAGCAGCAACAGCCAACUGGUCUUCCAAGUGUCAAAGACUUUGAAACUGAGAUUGAAUUUGAAGAAACAUCAACAACAAACUUUUCUCUCCAACCUAUUAUUGAACAGUUAUCCAGUGUAAAUGAGGAAACCAGAGAAUGUGGUUGUGCUUCUCUAGCCAACCUUGUAUCUAACCCAGCACAUAUAAACAUACUGCUACAGAAAGAUUGUAUCAAGAUAUUGGCACCAUUAUUUGUAGAUACCAGUCCUCAAGUUAGCAUAAAGGCAUUAGGAGCAAUUAGAAAUAUAACAGUGGAUGGAGGCAUUGAUGCAUGUGAGGUUCUAGUCAAGAAGGAUGUGUUGACUCCACUUGUAGCCUUGUUUUCACAGUUUGAAGUUGGCUGGAACCCUGAUCAAAUAAGUUUGAAAAAGCUUCGUGAUUUGAGAAUAGAAAUAUUUACAGAAGCAACACAUAUAUUAUGGAAUUUGUGUGAAGCUUCAGAAGUGGCUGUGAAGAUAUUCAACAAGGAAAAUUUGGUUCAUUUGUUGUGGCCAUGUUUACAGUAUAAAAUAUAUGGCUAUGAAUUGUCUAUAGCUGUUGCUCAGUGUCUACAGACCGUGACAGAGGAGAAUAAAGAACUGAUUUCAUUAUGCAGAUUACCUGACAAAGCUAGUCUAUUAGAGAGUAUUAUAGCAGAUGAUGCCUUGUCUUCCCAGCAUGCAUUGCUAAAAACUUUAGUUGUUGGUAUUAUAACCAAUAUAAGUGAUGAUGACUUUACUUCCAACAACCUCCUGACAGUAGUUGUACAAACUUUAUCACAUGUAUUAAUGGUUGAUGCUGUGGAAGUUCUCAGAAAUGAUGUACAGGGGAAAAGUCAGGAAGCUACAAAUGGGAAUGGCCAUGCUGAAAAACCACAAGAAAAAGAAAAAACAACGAAGAAAUCAGGAAGUUCUGACAAUGUAACCAAUAUACUGAAGGCACAACAGAUUGCUCUGGAGAUUAUAACAAACAUUUGCUGUUCAGAAGAUGAUUGGGAAGAGGUUGACACCAGUGAGUCAAGUUCUGAUGAAAUGUCAGUAGACGUUAACAUGGAGGACACACCUGACAAUUUCUCACCAUCAGAUGUAUCAACAGAAGUACAGAAUGCUAUAACAUCAAACCAUAUAUUUACAAAAGUAUUACAAAAAAUAGAGCCAGUUGAAAUAGUGCCAUUAUUACAGAAUAUAGACAAACAAACAGAUAUUUUGAAAAGUUUUGAAAGGUUACAGAUUUAUGCCUUGCUAUGUUGUAACAACUUAGUCAGUUCUUUAGAGAUAACACAUCUUGGAGGAAUGGAUAAUCUACAUACUGUCUGGAGUGGAUUGGUCAAAUUGUCAUCAUCACAGAUAGUGAUGAAGAAUCUUGAAUUGUUAGAGGCUGUCACUAGUUGUAUGAGGGCUGUUGUCCAAAAACUUGCCGACCUGGAAUCACCUAAGUUGUUAGAAGUGUCACCUCAGGAUUUACAGUUUCUAUAUGAAAUGGAACAGCAGUGUGGACAGUCAGACAUCAAAGUUAAUGCUGUUAGGAUAGUGUCCACCAUUGGAUGUGCAUUUGCUAAACAACUUCAACCAAAUUCAUUUCUGAAGGAUGUUGGUAUGUUUUUGUUGGAGAUAUGUUGUAAAGAAAGUGAUCUGAGAGUGAUAGCUGAAUCUUUAGAUGCCAUGUUUGAUGUUUUUGGAGAAGAUCAUUUAGAUCCUAUAGUUAAAGAAAUACAGAUGGUAGAAAAACUAAAAACAUUGCUGCCAUCAUUGAAAACACAGAUACAGAAUAAGAAGAAAAGUCUUGGUGAACAUUACCCGGUUAUUUCUACAGCUCGUACUAACUUGAUCAGGUUUAUCAAGUACAAAACACAGUCAUCUUAAAAUAGUUCUAUUAUGGAAUGUUUUAUAGUGCAAAUGUUAUACAAAUAUAUUAUUUUACAAGCUUA
Messenger RNA from Mytilus trossulus (common blue mussel), 2099 nucleotides. Its product is annotated as HEAT repeat-containing protein 3-like. Gene Ontology annotation, biological process: protein import into nucleus; ribosomal large subunit biogenesis. The transcript has 17 exons. The record is from RefSeq and is a predicted model, not a curated record. Bases 121 to 2034 code for a protein of 637 amino acids. NCBI's taxonomy places the organism in Eukaryota, Metazoa, Mollusca, Bivalvia, Mytilida, Mytilidae.